Molecule: messenger RNA, 2616 nt
Organism: Aspergillus vadensis CBS 113365
Lineage: Eukaryota; Fungi; Ascomycota; Eurotiomycetes; Eurotiales; Aspergillaceae
Exons: 4
Coding region: 1-2616 (871 amino acids)
Source: RefSeq, a predicted model, not a curated record
AUGGGACUGGAAUACCUGGGUCUGGAUGCCGUGGGAUGGCAUCGAAUGACCACAACAUGGUGGGAUAAGGUGAUAGCAGCAUGUUUAUUAACGACUAUUGUUCUUGGUGCUGUAUUCGUUUUGAGCUUUAUAGCUCGAAAGAUCUACAGAGUCUGGCAGAGGCGGCAUCAACUCUCCGUGGUCCCAACGGCCAUUGCCCGUUAUUUGGACCAACUCAAAACAAACAAUGCCCCCCUUGCGUCGGAGAAACCGCCCGCGAAGGAGCUUAAAUCGUUUGGUGUUUUUCUCGGCGGGUUUUCUAAUCCUCCGACACCUGCCGAAUCUCAAUUGCUAUCGCAAUGGGAUAUUCUCGUCGUAGAUCCCCUCCAACCUGGGGUUUUGGAUGCGCUUACGGGUCACUGCACGUCAUCGCACAUUCUUACGCGCCUUGACGUCCGAAGUCUAGUGCGCUCUGAUGCCUGUCGCAACAAUGAUGAAGCCCUCCAAGCUCUGGAAACGGUUGUCCAGACGCUAUCCAGUACUAUCAAGCGCGACCAGAGCAGCACAUCGCCCUUCCACGGGGUACUCUUGGCCGACUGCCACGCGCAUUUCCAACCAGUGAUCUUAAAUGAAUUGGUCAAGUACAUGAACCACCUUGGGCUAGCCGUAUGGCUGGAAUUGGCGCCACCGGCCUACCUCAGUGAGAAGCAAGGCCGGGCCAUCAACAUGCAGCAAAUUCGUGGCGUGGUUUAUAGAAAUGGUACGAUCUUGCAAAAUGGAGACAGGCGCAAUUACUUCCAGAUGGCCGAGAUGCGUACUGCCAUGCGGGCCGUGGCAUCCCAGAAAGCUGUUGGCGACUCGGCUAUUGCUAUGUGGGAUACGAUUGACGACAACGUCGAACUCACGCAUCAUGUUCUCGGACGCAGCUUCAAGUGGUGCAACUACAACAGUGCUCUGUGUUGGAUCGCACCCCAGUCUGCGCUAACGAAUGCGGAUAUUGCCGUCACAAGAACAGUGACACAGGAGCCCCUGGGGGCUAUGAUGUGGCUGAAGCGCGGCGAAGUUUUGGAAGCGCAUGACGUUUGGAGGCUGAAUGACAAGAUCCGCCAAACGCCGUGCGGAUAUGACGAAACGUACGAAUCGUUGGAGUCCUUUGUCCCGGACCUGAAGGCAAAGCUUGCGCUGUCGCCUCCAGUAAAAUCUCGACAGUCCGAUAGUGCAGGCACUGCGAUCGAGGGACUCGAAUGGUCUGGAAGAACCGAAAGUUCACAAACAGAUAUUCUGUCUGUUUCCCCUGCUGGAGCGAGCUAUACCGGACUCGCAUGCUUUCAGAUUGGUCUGGAUUGCACAUCCAAGGAUGUCACGGACCUCGUCGAAGGCCAAAGACAAGUUAGAGACCUCGAUCUGCUUCAACGCCUCAAUGCAGAAGAUCUUCGCCAAGUAACCGAGCCAUUGCGCGCCUUGCUGAAGGCACAGAACUCGCACACCUAUCUUUCGUCGGAACUGCAGUCAAUUAAGGACUUGGUUGACCUCCUCUCGGUUUGCAGGGGUGACGACAAUGACCGUCUUCGAAUUUACGUCGGCUUGCAUUCGGGCUUCCGCACUCGUCUUGGAAGUCAGAUUUGGGGCCUGCACGAUCUCGAUUCAAGCAUGGGCGUGCUAAACAUUUAUCUGUCGGGAAAGACACAAGAUCGCACCGGAACCAUUCUCCACACGUACCUGGCCAACAGAGGGUUCAGCCGCUCUCGCUGCUUCUUGGCAGAGAUGGCCUUGGCCGCAGAGAACCAGACCCUAUCGGAAACGUGGGGGUUGCCUAAGCGCAUGGUGGAUGAUAUCGAACAGCUUACCCCGGCAGAGACUUUGGCUUGGCUGCGACGACUGGCCUUAUCAAGCCAUGAUGACCCGAUGAAAAUGUCUGCCAAACUUCGCGCCUGUGGUGAAUAUCAACUUCUGGAAGCCCCAACCCUCGCACAACUCCGUGCUCAGUGCUCAAGUGAGUAUCUAGAUGGAGAGAUCUCGGCAGCGGAGCUGGUCUCCUCACGCCUCGCGUGGCUCAGGGAACAGGGCUGUUGGUGUCCUGAUGCCUCGGCUGCCGAAGCGCUGUUUCUCGAGAUUGAUGCUCGGUUGCCAGCUCUUCUUAUGAACGGAGAGGCAGAAGUUCUCGACAAAUUAGCCACAGUAUUCGAAUCCAUUCUUCAGAAGGGCACUAUCGACGCGGGUGCCGAUCUUCUAGCUCUGAGCGUGUUUUGUGCCUUCCGUCGGCUUGCUCUGAACGAGAUAUACCUAGAAGUCCUUGACCGCAACCCCCUACCGAAUCUCGAGCCCGUGCAAGCAGCAUGUUUUGCUGAGAUGUAUGCCUGUGGUGCCCGCACGGACAUGUACUUUGAUAUGACACCGAAACGCAUGGGUAAAAUCAUCUGGCGUUGGUACCGCGCAUAUUAUCACGAGCACCAGCCACCUCAACGAGAGGAGAUUUUCACUGAGCUGCCGACGGCGUAUGCCUCCAUGAAUGUGGAUCUGGACCCAGAAGGGGAAAAGGACACUGCAUCGUGGCACUAUCGACUCACAUUCCUGGGAAUCUUUGCUGUACCUGCACUCAUUGAUAUUAGGGUUUUAUUAUUAUUAGGGUUUUAUUAG